AUACUCGGUCUGGUGUGUAUGAUGGCUGCUAGAUUUCUCUCCGCCAUGAACGCUGAAGCCAUCCAUCCAUCGCCGCCUUCCCGGUUGACGCGGCAGUCGCUCGCGCGACGGAGGAGAGUUAGAUUUAAUCAAACGCGUGGCGGGAGAAUGAGCAGUAAGGGAACGCAUCAUGGCGGGAAAUCGAGGUCUUUAGUCAGAAGCUCUCGCUCUCGCAUUCGCGCCAUCCUCCUUGUACUUGGGCUCGCAAAUUCUAAUUGAGUUCCUAAGUUUGCCCCAUCCGAACGACGAGCCAUCGCGCGUUGUUGCGAGAUGGAGCCCAUCAUCAGAAGGCAUCGUCGGCCGUUUUUUUAGUCGACUCAAAAAUCGACUCAUUACACACCAUCAGAAGGCAGCGUCGGCCGUUGUUUGAAGCGCCGAGUCCAUCAUCGGAAGGCGGCGUGGGUCGUUGCAGGUGAUGCGUCAGGCAGGUGAUGCAGUGCGUAGCUAGCAACGACCGCGGGCUCUGUCUGUCGCUCGCAUCCUUCCGCGCUCCCACUCACCCGCAACUCGUUGCCUUUGAGUCUCUCUCACCCAGAAGUCGCCUCUCGUGGGAGUCGAAUCGAGACGGCGCUCCCGCUCCCCCGCAUGGUGGCGUCAGAAACGAAUUCCUUUUGCCUAUCCAAAUAAAGGCAAUGGCACUUCCCGACAAGGCCGCUCGGCGUUGAGAUUCCCAUCGACGAGAUUCCCGAGCGCUUUUUCACGUCUGCGGAAGAUAAAGAUCCUCGUGAGAAGGUGCGUUGGUUUCUGGGAACUCUCAAAUCCCAAAUCCUCGUGAGAAGUGAGAAGGCGCGCCCUCGAUUCUGUCACGUCUGUGUGAGAUAGUGUCGAUUUCGAGACGCCUCAAAACACGACUUUUAUCCCACGCUGCCGCGUCCGAGCGAGAUCGUGCCGCAUUCGAGACGUCUCAAAACGCGACUUUUAUUCCACGCUGUCGCGUCCGAGCGAGAUCGUGCCGCAUUCGAGACGUCUCAAAACGCGACUUUUAUUCCUUCUGGCCAUGGCGGACGAGAGGGGCGACGCGACGGCGGGCAAGGCGGCACUCCGCGCGGAAAAGCAUGAGGCGAAUCGUGACUUGCCGUUAACGUCGCCGUCUGUAGUAGUCGUGGCAGUGGCAUCAUCAUGUGCGGAGGAGGGAUGGGAAUGGGCGCGAUGUUGCCGCCUGGAGACGAUUCAGGAGGAACCAGCUGCGAGGGAAGGGAGUGCAGCGAGUGAAGAGAGUGAAGGGGUUGUGAGGGAUGCAGUGAGGGGAGGGAGUGUAGGGAGUGAAGGGAGCAAGGGAGUGAAGGGGUUGUGAGGGAUGACGCGAGGGAAGGGGGUGAAGGGGGUUCGCAGAUGAUCUUACUUGGUGAUCAGCCAAGUGACGUGGAGCGUUGUGACUGUAACGGGGAGUUUGCUUCUGGCACGCAAGGGAGUGCUCAGUUACCAGAUCUAGAGCAAGAUGCGCCUGAUUGGUGGGCUCGCACACCUGAAGCACCUGAGAAACGACAGAAAGUGCCAACCAGACGAAGUGUUUCCCGCCUAAAGCCCCCCUGGCUGGGGGAUAGCACCACUGGCAGUGUAACACGCAGGGGUGGUGGUAAACCACCAAAGCUGUGCAUGAGUAGCAGCACUGGAGUCGAAGGAAUGGGUGGUAGUUUUGGAGCCACAUGCGUGGGUGAUAGCAGCAGCAGCAGCGGCAGCGGCGGCGGCGGCGGCAGCAGCAGCAGCACCACCACCAGCGGCAGCAGCGGGUGCAUGGGUAUGGGCGUUGGCUCAGGCAGAAGUACAAGGCCCGUGCCUGCUGCUGUGGCGGCUGCUUGUAGUGAGCAGUCAGGCUUGGGGAGCCCGGACCGUCUGCCGAGGCUGCGCCUGUGGCUCGGCGUGCAGCCACGGAAGGAGGAGUUGGUGCGGAUGCAAAGAGGGGGUGAGGAGUGUGAUAGAGAGGAUGGAGAGGACGGGAGGAGGGGAGGGGAAGGGAGGAGGAUGAGGGGGAGGAGGAUGAGAUUGUUGAGGGAGCUGGGAGGGAGGAGGCGGAUGAGAAGGGGGAAGAAGAGGAGCGUGAGGAGGAGGAUGAACGUGAAGAGCGAGAGGAGAGUGUGGGGGAGGAGGAGAGUGGGGGGGGAGAGUGGGGGGGAGGAAGAGGAAGAGAGUGAAGAAUAUGAGGAAGAGGAGGAGGAGGAGGAGGAGGAGGAGGAGGAGGAGGAGGAGGAGGAGGAGGGAGGAGGAGGAGGAGGAGGAGGAGGAGGAGGAGGAGGAGGAGGAGGAGGAGGAGGAGGAGGAGGAGGAGGAGGGAGGAGGAGGAGGAGGAGGAGGGGGAGGAGGAGGGAGGAAUGCUGGUAGCAGGCAGACCACAGUUUAGGCGUAAGGUAGGCAGUUAUGAAGGAGAAAGGAGAGGGAGGAAGGAGGGAUAGGCACAGCAGGUGAGGUCGGUCUUGUUGAUUCACACUUGAGGGGUGCAACAAGCGGCAAAGGAGGAGAGAGGGCGAGGGGUGAGGAAGGGCAGGCGGGGAAGGGGAGGAGCAAGCUGGGGUGACGGGCGCAACAGGUGAAGGUGGUUCUGUCGAUUCACACUUUGGGGAUAAGAUAAGCGGCAACGAACGAGAGGGCGCAGAGGGAGAAGUGGGAGGAGCAGGUGGAAAGACGACGAGGAGUCAGAUAAGAAUGAUUCGGUUUGCAGAGAGGAGGGGCAGGAGAGGGCAAGGGGGGAGACGUCGACGCUGGGAAGUGGCUUCGGGCAGUUGGGCAGAGACGCUGGAGAAGAGGUGGUUCUAGGGGGGGGUGGCCGUGAGGUGAAGCGGGGCAAUGGGUCGGACUUUGAGAUCCCUCGGGACUCGCCAAGGGGGCUGUUGGGCCAGUUGGGCCAGUUGGGCCAGUUUGGCAGAGUUGCUGGUGAAGUGGUGGUACAAGGCGGGGGUGACCGUGAGGUGAAGCGGGGCAACGGGCCAAGCCAGACCGAUGGGGCAAAGCAUGGGGAAGGGUUGUUGCACGGGGGUGGAUUGAACCAGGGCGAUGAUGGGUCGAGCCAGAAAGAUGGGUU
This is a messenger RNA of Closterium sp. NIES-67, 3055 nucleotides long. Lineage: Eukaryota; Viridiplantae; Streptophyta; Zygnematophyceae; Desmidiales; Closteriaceae. The record is from the annotation of a GenBank genome assembly.